This is a messenger RNA of Lathyrus oleraceus (garden pea), 934 nucleotides long. Its product is annotated as transcription repressor OFP6. Gene Ontology annotation, biological process: negative regulation of DNA-templated transcription. The transcript has a single exon. NCBI's taxonomy places the organism in Eukaryota, Viridiplantae, Streptophyta, Magnoliopsida, Fabales, Fabaceae. The record is from RefSeq and is a predicted model, not a curated record. Bases 131 to 724 code for a protein of 197 amino acids.
ACCUAUCUCCAUAAAUAAAAACCCUCUUUCUUUACCAACACUAUACCAUACUUCACCCUUUGACUUAGGCAAACUUCCUCCAUUUCUUUCUUCUUUUUCACUCUUUCUCUAUCUGUCACAAAACUCAGCAAUGUCUAGCUCCAGAAAGAAGGUUCAUCUGAACACUGUAUCUGUGAAACUAGGCUGUGGAAGCUGCAGAAGACUAAAACUAAGCAACAUUUUCAACCCAAAACCCAAACCCAAAAACCCCACUUACCAAAAACACAAACUUUACAAUAACCACUACUCUUCUUCCUCAGGUCCUUGGAAUGAAGACAAAUACGACACUACAAGCACCACAAACACCACAAACACCAACACUGCCACCACAUUCUCCCCUCUCUACUCAUCAAACCUUUCUGAUUCAGAAACCUCCGCGAAGGAGCAGAGAAGAGUUGGAGGUUUAGGAAGAGGUGGAGGAGGAGAAGGUGUGGCGGUCGAGAAAGACUCUGAAGACCCUUAUCUUGAUUUCAGACACUCCAUGCUACAGAUGAUAUUGGAGAAUGAGAUAUACUCUAAGGAUGAUCUUAGAGAGCUUCUCAACUGUUUUCUUCAGCUGAAUGCACCUUAUCAUCAUGGUGUUAUCGUUAGAGCUUUUACUGAGAUUUGGAAUGGUGUUUCUGAUAAGAGAUCUAGCUCACACAGGGUUCAUACAAACCGUACCCGUAAGCCACGUGAAUAUUAACGGUUUCUGUUGGAAAUAGCUGUGCUAUGUGCUAUGUAUUAGGUUGAAUGUAGUCCACAGCUAUGUCGUAAGAGCUAUGGUGUUUACUAUGAAGUUGCUAACGUUGUAUUGUGCUGCAUGUUUUGGCGAUUCUCAUCCAAGUGUAAAAAAUGGAACUCUUGUUUGUCCUAGUUUAAGAAUGACAAAGGUUUUAAAUUUCAUUUUCUGUCA